AUGGUUGUCCCAGAGUCACAAGAUGCGCAACUGUCCCCAAGUGGCUCAGUGGGCAGAGGCACCAUGCAACCGCAUGGAUGCAACCCGUCCCCAUCUCAAAACCAUGGAAGCCCACAACCUCUUAGCUCUAAUGGGAAUAUUUCACCAGCCAACACCCGUCUCCAUUAUGAGCCACAGGAGACAGACUUUCUGCUCCCAAAUCAACUGUAUGAGCAUUGCUUGGUGAAUGCAGGAAAAAUGGAACCUGCCAGAGAAAAGUGGUUGUUGAUCGUUGGGAACCUGGCGCUCAAGCAGCUUCAAGCCACAGUGCUCGGCCUGUUCGCCUCUUUGAUGGCGACUCUGCUGGGCUGGAUGGCAGAAGGAACGGUGCCCUUCCGCCAUGUGAUGCUCCUGUGCUCAACCAGUAUUUCAACCGCCUUCGUGGCUUCAUUGCUGCAAGGUAUUAUUAUGGUGGGAGUGAUCAUUGGCUCCAAGCGAAUGGGAAUCAACCCUGACAACGUGGCCACACCUAUGGCGGCCAGCUUUGGGGAUCUCAUUAGUCUUGCCUUGUUGGCCUGCUUCAGUCAGUGGUUCUACUCCCUCAAAGACCUGUAUCCAUACGUUUUGUACCCGGUGGACUUGCUAUUUUUGUGCCUGAUUCCUCUUUGGGUGGUCGUCUCCUCCAAACAUCCAGCCAGUCACGUCCUGCUCCGCACGGGCUGGGAACCAAUGAUUACAGCAAUGGCCAUCAGCAGUAUCGGAGGACUUAUUCUGGACAAGACUGUGUCGAAUCCAAACCUUGCAGGGAUUAUAGUUUAUGCUCCAGUCAUAAAUGGUAUUGGGGGAACUCGUAUUUCUACUCAUUUGCAUUUGAAUUACUCACCUGGAGAGGUUCCUGAAGACCGUAAGGGCUGCUUCAGCACUUACCACACUUUCUUUGGCUCAGGAGCAAAUCAUCGCUCUGCCCAGGUUCUGCUGCUGUUGGUGAUCCCUGGUCAGCUCAUUUUCUUACACCUUGUCCACCUGAUGAAGGGCGGCCAGACGGUGCCCAGUCCUCUCCUGACUGUCAGCUUCUUGUCUGCUUCCCUCAUUCAGGUCUUCUCCCUGCUGUGUGCAGCCGACUGUAUGGUCCACUGUCUGUGGCGGAGGGGUAAGGACCCCGACAGUUACUCGAUCCCCUACCUCACAGCCCUCGGAGACCUACUCGGGACUGCUCUCCUCUCGCUUGCUUUUGUCAUGCUGUGGUGCAUCGGUGACUCAGGCAGUGUGUCGUUUCACAUCAAGGAAAAGGUUUAA
Messenger RNA from Pseudoliparis swirei, 1275 nucleotides. RefSeq names its product solute carrier family 41 member 2a (gene slc41a2a). NCBI's taxonomy places the organism in Eukaryota, Metazoa, Chordata, Actinopteri, Perciformes, Liparidae. Gene Ontology annotation, cellular component: plasma membrane. Gene Ontology annotation, molecular function: monoatomic cation transmembrane transporter activity. Gene Ontology annotation, biological process: monoatomic cation transport. The record is from RefSeq and is a predicted model, not a curated record.